GUCAAUAUUUGCUUGGAAUUUUGAAAAUUCCCUUGUGCUACUUUCAGUGUUUUGACUCCUUGUAAUUUGGGUUCCUUUCAUUCAUGUGUAAACCGCGGAAGGCUGUGGACUGUGCAUUUGGUUAAAACUCCUAUUACUCCUCAUCCCUCACUUUAAAGUGCUUGACCAUCUUGUUAGGGUUAAAAGGGGCGUACCAUGGCAGACGAAGGAGCCCCAGUACCUCGUGGCCGAGGGGCCGUUCUGAUGGCCCUUCUAAAGAAAAAAGAACUGGAGGCCCAAAAAACCGUGGGCGGCCAACCUGAGGCGGCUGAGGCGACACAGCCGCCUCCCCCCAAGCCAAGGGGCCGAGCAGAGCUACUGAAGAAAGUGCUGCAGGCUAAAAAAGUGGGCGCUGCCGGUGAUGCGACACCAAAACCAACCGAAGAAGAACCCACUCCCGAACCGACUGUCGAGCAUAUCUCACAAAAAAUCACUGAAAUUAAAAUAUCUGAGCCUGUGGAGGAAAAGGACCCAGCUUUUUAUAAAGGCAAUACCGGAAAACCCUUGAACAUGUCGGCCAACUAUAUAAGACUGGACAUAGAAAAGGGCCGUGGAGUGUUCGAAUACGAAGUGCGAUUUAAUCCCGAAUUGGAUGCGAAAUCUCAAAGGGUCCGUCUGGUGGCCCAAAUGACCAGGGAAAUGGAGAGUGCCCGAGUGUUUGACGGGGGCCACACCCUGUAUUUGCCCCAAAAAGUGACCGAUACGCAAAAAACUUACACCGGGACCCUACCAGGUGGCGAGGAACCCGUGACGGUAACGAUCAUUUACAAAAGGCAAAAGAACUUGGGCGAUCACGAAUGUUUGCAUCUGUACAACGUGUUGUUUAAGAGGAUCAUGCACGUGUUGCAAUAUACGCAGAUGGGCAGGAAUUAUUUUGACGCCAGCCAGAAACAUCUGAUACCGCAGCAUAAAUUAGAGGUGUAUCCAGGAUUUGCCGUAACAGUAGACGAACUGGAGGGUGGAGUAAUGUUAUGCCUGGACACCCAACACCGGGUUUUAAGAACCCAAAACGCGUAUGAGCUCUUAAACGAGAUUAAAUGCACCUCGAACCCGCGGGCAUUCAAAGCGACCGCCCAAACGAACUUUUUAGGUUCCUGCGUCUUCACCCGCUACAACAAUAAAACUUACAUCAUCGAUGACGUUUUGUGGGAUAUGACCCCUAAGGAUACUUUCCCCACCAGGGACGGAAGGGAGAUUUCUUUCAUGGAAUAUUAUAAGAACCAGUAUAAUAUUACGAUAAAGGAUCCCGAUCAGCCUAUGCUACUAAACCGGAAAAGUGUUAAGGUGUCCGGUUCCACUCAAAAAGAGGACCGAAUGGUUUGUUUGGUACCAGAACUGUCCUAUUUGACCGGACUUACUGACGCCAUGAGGAACGACUUUAAGAUAAUGAAAGAUGUCGCUGUGUACACCCGCGUAACGCCGCAGCAACGUUUGUUAGCCCUAAGGAAAUACUUGGAGAACAUUCGGAAAUCAGAGGCGGCUCAAAAGGUGCUUAAAGAGUGGGGUCUCACGAUAGGGACGGGAAACAUCGACUUGAAAGGGCGCCAACUGGACACCGAACAGAUUAUCUUCGGGAGAAAUGUGGUGAAGUCGGCGGGACCCGGUGCGGAUUGGAACAGGGAUUUGACCAAUAAUACCGUUACCGGCCCGGUAGACUUGAGAAACUGGGUGGUAUUUUAUACCGGCCAAGAUACCCAAUACGCGAGAGAUUUCGGACAACAUAUGCAACGUUUAGCGAGUACUUUGGGGUACGUGAUUACCACCCCCCGACUGGAAAAACUACCGAACGACCAACCCGCCACUUACGUGAAUUAUGUCAGAACGAAAAUCACCAAUCAGGAUCAGGUGGCUGUGUUUAUUUGUCCCUCCUCACGCACCGACCGUUACUCGAUAAUCAAGAAAUUGUGUUCCGCCCAAAUGCCGAUCGCCUCCCAAGUUAUCAACUCGCGCACGUUAUCGAGACCGGACAAAGUGCGUUCGAUAAUUAUAAAAAUCGCCCUGCAAAUAAAUUGCAAGUUGGGCGGGAGCUUGUGGACCCUCAAGUUUCCGUUUCAGGGCUGGAUGAUUUGCGGCAUUGAUGUGUACCAUGGUUCCCCGCCGAAUUCCGUUUGUGGGUUCGUUACCAGUUUGAACGAGAGUAUUUCACGGUGGUACUCGACCGCUUUAUUCCAGACCAAAGAACUGGGAGACUUUUAUAAAAUGGCGUUCACAAAAUCCCUGGAACAGUAUAAAAGCGAGUGCGCCGCCUACCCAUCGAAGGUAAUAAUCAUAAGGGAUGGCGUCGGCGACGGCCAGUUGGAAUACACGAGGCGAUACGAGGUGGAGCAGUUCGAAAGUGUACUGAGAGCCUUUGGGUUGAGCACCACCAUUUGUUUUAUCGUGGUGCAAAAGCGAAUUAGCACCAGGAUGUUCAGUUUGACCAAUAGUGGCCAGGCUGAAAACCCUCCUCCCGGCACCAUUUUGGAUCAUACGGUCACUAGGAAGUACCUGUAUGACUUUUUUAUGGUUCCUCAAAGUGUGCGGCAGGGUACCGUUAAUCCUACACAUUAUAUUGUAUUACACGACACAUGCAAACUAAAACCAGACCACGUGCAAAGAUUGUGUUACAAAUUGUGUCAUUUGUACUAUAAUUGGCCGGGCACCAUCAGGGUACCGGCGCCCUGCCAAUACGCCCAUAAACUGGCCGCGAUGGUCGGUCAACACAUUAAGACCCAACCGAUGCCCGAGCUCAACAACAAACUUUGGUACUUGUGAAUUUUUCAGUUUUUCUUUUCUUUUAAACAAAUUUCCGCCCUUCCCUCCUCCCCGUAUCAUUGUUUAUUUAUGCCAUUUUACCUCUACAAAAAAAAACUGAUUAAGUUAGUUAUAUGCUAAUUUCAGGGUUCUUUAUCAUGUUGUUUAACGAGUUUAUAAGUUUAUGUUUAUCAUGUAGUUGUUAAGUUGUUUCGUUUUUAGUACAAAGUUGUCCUAAUUAGUAUUUUUAUAUUCGAGCCGUUUUUGAAAGAAUUAAGAGUAACGCAGAUUUUUAUAGGAUAGGAGGGCGCAAUGCCCUCUAAGGAAAAAAGAAAUAUAUAUUAUUUUUGCAAGGA
Anthonomus grandis grandis is the source of this 3128-nucleotide messenger RNA. Its product is annotated as piwi-like protein Ago3. Bases 196 to 2793 code for a protein of 865 amino acids. The transcript has 12 exons. NCBI's taxonomy places the organism in Eukaryota, Metazoa, Arthropoda, Insecta, Coleoptera, Curculionidae. Gene Ontology annotation, cellular component: P granule. Gene Ontology annotation, biological process: regulatory ncRNA-mediated gene silencing. Gene Ontology annotation, molecular function: piRNA binding; protein binding. The record is from RefSeq and is a predicted model, not a curated record.